This is a messenger RNA of Theileria orientalis strain Shintoku, 2343 nucleotides long. RefSeq lists its product as hypothetical. The transcript has 3 exons. The record is from RefSeq and is a predicted model, not a curated record. Bases 1 to 2343 code for a protein of 780 amino acids. Lineage: Eukaryota; Apicomplexa; Aconoidasida; Piroplasmida; Theileriidae.
AUGGACGAUCAGUGCCCGUUGCCAUACGUGGACUUCGCAAAAUUCUGUCAAUAUCAAUCGGACUUGCUUAUGCAAGAGACAGAUACGUUCUUUGAAAAUCACAACCUGAGGCUGAAGAAGUACGUCCUGCCAGUGACAUUGCCGGAAUGGGCCAAGUCAUUCGGAGACGUACUGGACAAAGGAGAAGAGUACGACCCUCUGACGACAAUAUACAGACAUAGACACUUCCUUAAGUGCAGAAUAUUGCACAACUAUUCAUAUAUAGGAGUAAUUACAAAACCUUCAGAAACUAAAUGGAAUAGAAGCACGGACAUAAGAAAUAAGAAUAUACCGUUUGACCUGAGACCACUGACUUCGGAGAUACUGAAUCAGCUGGACAUCAUAAACGAGGACAUGCUGGACCCGGAGUUCUCAGGACUGCUGGUGACGCUUAACACAGCGCCCAGCGACGCAGGGACCGAGAACAAGAUGAGUAAGAUAAUAGCAGGAGCACUUGUGGAGUGCCUGGUGACGAACGAAAGGUGCAUCAAGUCGAUAUGGCUGCACCCGUCGAUGACGAAGCACUCGAGCAGAAUACUGCUGCAGUCAUUCCUGCCGAGGCUGAUGUAUGAAAUAUUCAUGCUGCCCUCAGUGGUGACGGAAAACGGAGUGAGUGAGUACAACAAGUUCACAUACUGUAUGCACAAUGACCUGGACCUGUUCCCAAGGCAGUGCUGGCUGCUGCUAGCAAGUAACAGGAAAAUGUCCCUGCCGAGACACUACGAGCCGUCGACCUUCGAAGAACACCCAGUGCAGCUGGAGUACGGAGACUGCCACACGGACGAAGUAGGGUACCUGUACUCACACGCAAGUAACCCGAGUGAGAUGAUGGAAAGGCUGCUCUCAAGGUCAGAUUACACAAGCGACGAAGAGGACGAAAUAUCCCUGAGCAAGAGAGACUUGAUAAAGCUUAACGGAAGGGAAGCGAAGAAGGAGUCAGAGGAAGGAAGAGAAGAAGAAAGUGAAAUCACGAGCGCAAGCUCAAGCGCAGACGAAUCAAGCGCAAAGGAUGAACUUUACGAGGAAAAGCCUCAGUACAUUAGGCCGGAAAAGAGAGAAAAAAACGAUAAAUCAAAAAGACCGCGAAGAAGCUGCGCAGUAAACGCAUACUCGAGUACAAGUACAAGUAACGCAAAGAGCCCAAACAGGGAAAGCAAUGGCAGCAGUAGCAGUAAACAGAGUAUCAAAAGCAAGGAAACUAAACAAACUAACACAGGUAAGGAAAAAAGCACCAGUAUUAAACACGAUAACGUAGGUAAGGAAAAAAGUACCAGUAUUAAACACGAUAACGUAGGUAAGGAAAAAAGUACCAGUAUUAAACACGAUAACGUAGGUAAGGAAAAAAGUACCAGUAUUAAACACGAUAACGUAGGUAGGGAAAAAAGUACCAGUAUUAAACACGAUAACGUAGGUAAGGAAAAAAGUACCAGUAUUAAACACGAUAACGUAGGUAGGGAAAAAAGUACCAGUAUUAAACACGAUAACGUAGGUAGGGAACGCAGUAGUAGCAAAGAGAGUAGCACCAGCAAGGAAAGCAGUACCAAGGAAAGCACAAGUAGUACUCCCACAGGCAGUAAGAAAGGAGCAAGGAAGAGCAGCAGGCUUAACACGCAGAACACGCAGACGUCGCAGAGUAAGAAGCAGAAAAGAGGAGAAAAGGAAGAACAGGCAGGAGGAGAGAAGAGCGACAAGGUAGAGAAGAGCGAUAAAAGCGAUAAGAGCAAGAAGAACCCAAGCAGUCAGAAUUCUCAGAGCACUGGAACGAAAGAAGCACCAGAAGCAGUGUCAAACGAAGAAGAAGGAGCAACGGAGACGAAGAGAGAUUUCGAAAAGCUGGACAGAGUGACGAAGAUGAUGAGCAACGACGCAUUCAGACAGCUGAGAAACCUCUUCACGCAGGUGGGCUCAAUCAACAGCACGCGAGACGUCUCGUGCUCAUGCAGAAGAGAAAAGCUGAAAAAGAGCGUCGACGACCAGGCGUGGCUGGACAGACUGGUGGGAUGCACGGAAAACUACAUGUACCUCAUGCUGCCGAAGCGCCAGGAAAGAGCGAGGCUGGGCCUGCUGGUGCGCGACGGCUGGAGAGACCUCGUGGUCCCGAGCCUGGACCCGAUCCUGAUGCACGACAUCAACAACAUCCUCCCGGAACACGCGAGGAGCGACCUGCAGCCGCCGAAGAACCAGAACACGGUCAACUACAACGCGGACGUCGAGGAGUGGUGCCGCCUGAAGAGGGAGGACCUCAUAGACGUGACGAGCGACACCGAGGUGUACAUGAGGCUCCCGGAAAACGCGGAGCAGUAG